AUGCACUUACCUAGUGGUAUAAAGGUCUUUUGGCCGUUGAUAACCUGCACGCCUAGGUUAAACAUGUUUGGAGAACUGUUUUCUCUAUUAUUUACAGGCCACGGGUUGAAGCAUCGUAUGUUGUUUUGGUUAUGGAGGGGGGGGGGGGGGAAACCCGUGCUUAGUCAUGACCCUCUCUCGAGCUGCCUAUUUGGGCAUCCAAACGUCCAUUGA
Penicillium digitatum Pd1 is the source of this 213-nucleotide messenger RNA. The record is from RefSeq and is a predicted model, not a curated record. NCBI's taxonomy places the organism in Eukaryota, Fungi, Ascomycota, Eurotiomycetes, Eurotiales, Aspergillaceae.